Messenger RNA from Suillus fuscotomentosus, 903 nucleotides. RefSeq lists its product as uncharacterized. The record is from RefSeq and is a predicted model, not a curated record. The annotation marks the transcript as partial. Lineage: Eukaryota; Fungi; Basidiomycota; Agaricomycetes; Boletales; Suillaceae. The transcript is spliced from 4 exons.
UGUGAGGACUGCUUCGGCUUGGAAAUGACAUGUGCAGCAUGUUGUGUGGUUGGUGAAUGCGUGCAGCUAAAUGUCACGUUGUUCUUACUUACUAUGUUUCAGAAAUGGAAUGGGUCAUUGUUUGAACAAAGCAGCUUAAAAGAGAUAGGAUUGAGAGUGCAACUGGGGCACAGUGAUUUGAAAUGUGUGUGUCCUGAGCGUGGACAUGUGGAUUUCAUAGUUAUACAUGUGAACAGAAUCCAUCGCAUCAACAUUGAUUUCUGUGACUGUGAACAACAUGUUUCCCAUCGUCAACAGCUGCUUCGUUGUGACUGGUACCCUGUGACAAUCCAUUUCCCACAAACUGCAUGCACAAGGUGUGUACUCAAAUAUUUUCUUGUUAUGAUGUGGUCAAGCAAGGUCUCAGGGCAUGAAUUUUAUAUGACACUUGAGCAUUUGACAGACAAUGUGGGAUUGAAUAUUCCCAAUGUGAGUCCCUUAUGUACUCUGUUGUUCAACUCUCAACUAAAGCAUAUUAGAAUGAUGAAGCAAGCGGGUCGAGGAAAUGUUGGAGGAGGAAUCACUUCAACAGAACCAGGCGUGCUUGCAGUACAGUGUCCUGCCUGUCUGCACCCUGGAAUCAAUUUACCAGGAGACUGGGAGCAGAUAGACGUCUCUCUAAAGUUCCUGUAUGCUAUAUUCCUAGCUCUAGAUGCCAAUUUUCGCCUCAAGAACCAUUUGUGGUCAUCCAAAGCUGGCGAUCCUGGGUUGCAUACUGGUCUCACAUACUUUGUGCCCAAUGAGCCUUACAGGGCACAUAUUUUAAAUAAUGCUAGCAUCGCUUCUUGGACCGACACCAAGUGGCACCCCCAAGUAGGACCCCAAAAGAAAUUUUUUCAACAUAGCGCUCGACAGCGCCAAUGA